Messenger RNA from Drosophila arizonae, 528 nucleotides. RefSeq lists its product as uncharacterized. NCBI's taxonomy places the organism in Eukaryota, Metazoa, Arthropoda, Insecta, Diptera, Drosophilidae. The record is from RefSeq and is a predicted model, not a curated record.
AUGGAAAAGCUGAAAGCCAAACGCCAGCCGGAGACCAACAAAGCCCCAAUCCAGAGUCUGGCCCAAACUCAAACUCCAACUCCAACUCAGACCCAUGCCCACGCCUAUGCCAAUGCCGUUGCCAAUCCCUUCAAGCGCCCAAUGAAUACAUUGCAGAAGCAAUGGUAUCGUGUGCUUCUAGCCAGGCGCGUGGGCUUCGGCCAGAGGCCUCAGCCGAGCGAAAAGGAGCCCACCUACGCUGACAUAUGCCACAGACGCUAUGUAGCCGCGUUUCGUAGAUAUAACGAGCGUUUCCGCUGGGAAAUGGGAAUGCACGAGCAGAUGCAACGUUGCGCCAUCGACGCAAUGCGCGUGCACAGAACAUUUUCGAUCACAACGCUGUGGCUGCCGUUGCACUCGAAACGGGAAAUCAACUCAACGCUGGAAACACUGGAAAAGGUUCUGACAGUGAAGGAGAGACGACGCCUCGAGGAGAUACUCAAGCGACUCGAAUCGCAGCGCACGCGACGCUUUUAACAGAUCUAAUGA